GUAAAGUUGAUGUCCAUCUACUUCAGUUAUCAUUUUUCCAUAAAUUCUUUUACUUGUAUAUGUUCAUUGAACUCUUGCUUUUUAAUACGAUAUAUAUGUUUACCUUGCAACUAUACUUACAGAAUUAAUGAAACAUAUUAAAUUAAAAUAUUUAGGCUAUUGUAAAGAAAUAUGACACAAGUAGAGAAGAAAAAGUUCAAAAGACUUUCAAGAUGUGUUAUACCUUUACAUUAUGAUAUCACAUUGCAGCCAGACCUGGAGAAGUUUGUGUUUAGUGGGAAAGAAACCAUUGAUGUAACGGUUGUAAAAGAAACAAAACAAAUCAAGCUAAAUUGUUUAGAUAUCGAUAUUUCUUCUGCAACAUACACUACUGAAGAUGGGAUAGUUCUAACACCUAAAGACAUUAAAUACAAUGAACAAUCUGAAACAGUUAAAUUUAAAUUCGAAAAUGCAUUACUAACUGGAAAGGGCAGACUUUCGAUAGAAUUCACAGGCAUCUUGAAUGAUAAACUAAAGGGUUUCUACAGAACCAAUCAAGGUGGUGCUGAAAAUAAACAGUAUGCUGCUGUUACACAUUUUGAGCCGACUGAUGCAAGACGUGCUUUUCCAUGUUGGGACGAACCAGCGUUAAAAUGCACAUUCGAUAUUACUUUAGUUGUACCUGAAGAUAAGGUGGCAUUAUCGAACAUGAAUGUAGUUGAGACUGGUGUUCAUUCAGACAACGCUUCAUUGAAAGUGGUAAAAUUUGCAACCACGCCAAAGAUGUCUACAUAUAUCAUUGCAUUUAUCGUUGGAGAUUUUGAUCAUGUUGAAAGCACAACAGACAGUGGUGUACUUGUCCGAGUGUACACUUCUGCUGGCAAAGCAAACCAAGGAAGAUUCGCGUUGGAGGUAGCAACAAGAACUCUGAUGUUUUAUGAAGACUAUUUCGGAAUCCCAUAUGGUCUGCCUAAAAUUGAUUUAAUUGGUGUGGCAGAUUUUCCAAUAGGUGCUAUGGAAAAUUGGGGACUUGUCACAUAUAGAGAACAAUACCUCCUUGUUGCUGAAGGAGCUACCGCAUCAUCUACGAAACAGUUUGUUGCUGAAAUCAUUGGACAUGAGUUAGCUCACAACUGGUUCGGAAAUUUGGUUACCAUGGAAUGGUGGACACACUUGUGGCUAAAAGAAGGUUUUGCAAAUUUCAUUGAAUAUCUUUGCGUGGACCAUUUGUAUCCUGAAUAUGAUAUUUGGAGUCAAUUUGUGACGUCACAGAAUAUCGUAGCACAAACAUUAGAUGCUUUAAGCAAUAGUCAUCCGAUUGAGGUCGCCGUUGGACAUCCAUCAGAAGUUGAAGAAAUAUUCGAUCAAAUCUCAUAUUCCAAAGGUGCUUCUGUGCUUCGGAUGUUACACCAAUACAUAGGAGCAGAGGAUUUCAAAUCUGGUCUUCAUUCAUAUCUGGAAAAAUACCAGUUCCAAAAUACUAAGACAGAGGAUUUAUGGGAACAACUUGAGAUUGUAAGUAAGAAGCCUGUUGAGCGAGUGAUGUCAACAUGGACACAGCAGUUAGGUUUUCCAGUUGUUUCAGUUAGCAGAGAAACAAUUGGAGAUGGCAAAGAGGUAUUAAAAAUAUCACAAUCUAAAUUUAGCAUUGGAGACCAGAAUGGGAAAAAAUUCCGCUGGAUGAUUCCAAUCAACAUUUGCACCGGUAAAAGUCCGGAUGAUGUCGCAAUGACCGUAUUAAUGAGUGAUCCAGAUAUGUUGAUUUAUGUUGAUAAAGCAACACCUGAAGAUUGGAUUAAGUUGAAUCCUGGCCAGACUGAUUAUUAUCGUGUGAAAUAUUCUGAAGAAAUGUUAAAGCAACUGAUACCUGCCAUCAAAUCCAAACAACUAUCCAGCAGAGACAGGCUUGGUGUGCAAAAUGAUUUGUUUGCUAUGGCAUGCGCUGGAUAUUCUCCAACAGUAGAGUACAUUCACUUGCUGAAUGCGUACAUAGAUGAGGAUGACUACACUGUGUGGACAGACAUCUUGAGCAACUUGAAAAAGUUACUGUUACUCUUUGAACGUACGAAUUCUUUUGACCAGUUUAAAUCGUUUGUUCUCACGUUGAUCACACCAAUUUCUGAAAGAAUUGGAUAUCAAAAGAAAGAAGAUGAAGGUCAGCUUAUCAGUAUGCUACGAAACUCGGUUUACACUCUACUUGGAAUGUUAGGCCACAAACACACUGUCCAGAAAUUUACAGAGAUGUUUGAUGAACACGUCCGUGAGGUGUCGGUAAUUGAUACAGAUUUGCGACAUGCUGUGUAUGCGACGGUGUGUUGCCAUGGUGACGCCGACACUUUAAAGCAUAUGAAAGAGUUGGUUAAGAAAACGGAUGUCGCGGACGAGCGCUCCAGAUUGCUGCGUAACAUGGGUAGAUUCGACUGUGAUCAAUUGAGGAAUGAUGUUCUGCAGUUUUCCAUAUCUGAAGAAGUGCGUAAUCAAGACACACUAGCCACUUUAAGUGGAUGUCUUUCCAGACAUGCAGGACAACUUCAAACAUGGAAAUUCAUCAAAGAAAAUUGGGACGUUUAUCAAGUACGAUGCGCUGGUGGACAUGCAAGGGCUAAUUUGAUUAACUACACUAUUCAGAAUUUUGCUACAACAGAAGAGCUGAAGAAUGCAGAAGAAUUUCUGAAUGCACAUCCUGUCCCCUCAGCUGAAAGAACGAUAAAACAAGCGAUGGAAACGAUUAAAAAUAAUAUUGAAUGGUUGGAAAGACUUUCUGGAGUGUGUGCGGUAUUUUAAAAAAAUUAGGAUAUCCCGUUUAUCGCAAGAACGAAUUAAGUAAGACAAUCUCUACAGCUUUUUGAUUGCCUUAAUUUGUACUAAUUUGCGCGCGUAUUAUUUUUGCGCAAGCU
Molecule: messenger RNA, 2876 nt
Organism: Hydractinia symbiolongicarpus
Lineage: Eukaryota; Metazoa; Cnidaria; Hydrozoa; Anthoathecata; Hydractiniidae
Product: puromycin-sensitive aminopeptidase-like
Exons: 24
Coding region: 172-2763 (863 amino acids)
Biological process (GO): peptide catabolic process; proteolysis
Cellular component (GO): cytoplasm
Molecular function (GO): peptide binding; zinc ion binding; metalloaminopeptidase activity
Source: RefSeq, a predicted model, not a curated record